Eurytemora carolleeae is the source of this 476-nucleotide messenger RNA. RefSeq lists its product as uncharacterized. The record is from RefSeq and is a predicted model, not a curated record. NCBI's taxonomy places the organism in Eukaryota, Metazoa, Arthropoda, Copepoda, Calanoida, Temoridae.
AUAUAAUCAGACUUGGGACUAACCCUGAGGGUCCUAACCUGUUAGAACAAGAGCUAGAAGAUAUAGCUGACAAAAAGACUGAUUCGCAAGAAAAAGGAAACUUAAAACAAUGGAUCGGAAAUCGUAGAGGAGCUGUGUAUGAGAGAUUAGUUUGGGAUUAUCUGAUGAGAACCCCGGAGAGUGUACGGUCUGCCCUUUUCUAUGGAUUUAAGAGAGAGAUGUUUCUCAGGUUUACUACGAACGCUCCAACCUACAACGUAAAUCAGGAAUAUGAUUUUAUUCUUAUUCUUCCUGAGUACAAGCUGAUGCUCUUCUUAGAGGUUAAAGCGGAUCCCAAAGGAAACUCUAAAUGGGAAAAACAAUUGAUCAAAGCUAAUGACCUAUUUAAAGAGCUUCUGGAGUAUGUGGGGGAAGACACGAACACUACUGAGUGGACUUUCCUUCCUGUGGGAGUUUAUCCUAAUGUGUCUCAGCAG